This is a messenger RNA of Diceros bicornis minor, 2573 nucleotides long. It is a transcript of the gene SPACA6, whose product is annotated as sperm acrosome associated 6. Bases 1534 to 2508 code for a protein of 324 amino acids. The transcript has 9 exons. The record is from RefSeq and is a predicted model, not a curated record. NCBI's taxonomy places the organism in Eukaryota, Metazoa, Chordata, Mammalia, Perissodactyla, Rhinocerotidae. Gene Ontology annotation, biological process: fusion of sperm to egg plasma membrane involved in single fertilization.
UCCCUCUGGCCUUGGAAGCCCAGCCCCUCCCACAGUAAGUGGGAGGCUGGCUUUGGCCAAGUCCCUUCCCUUCUUGGGGCUCAGCAUUCUCACCUGCAAAAUGGGGGUGCUGAUAGCACCUUGCACUCCUGCCUGCGAGAUGGCAGAGGCCUGGGGCGGUGUCAGUGCUCAGGGAUCAUAGCUGUCAUCAUUAUAAAUGAUGAGAGGCCAAAAGAAGGGACGAGAGAGGGGGAAAAAAAUAACCCAGAGAUGCUUUGAAGGUUUCAUGUCCCCUGGUCCUCCUCUGCCAUGAUCCUGGAUUCCCGAAUCUGACAGGUAGGUAGGGAGCCAUCUUGCCCAAGGGGCCAAACUCCAAAACAGGUGAGGUUCCCACUAACCCGGCAUCCGGGAAGCAAGGCUGUGCCUUCUCCAGGGAGGCAGGCCUGGCUGGACUCCCGGGUCUGAGGGAGGUGGGGGCUGGGGCCUGGACUCCAGGGACCUUUGGGAAGGAGGGGGCUGGGGGCCUGAACUCCUGGGUCCCUGGUGAGGCAGAGGCCGAGGGAUUGAUUCCUGGGUUCCUUGGGGAGGAGGGGGCCGGGGGCCCGGAUCCCUGGGUCCUGGCACCCACCCGUAGAACCGACCUUGCGAGGCCUUCGCCGCACACAAGCUCGUGUCUGUGGGUCCGUGUCGGGGGCUCACCAUCGCGGCUGGGGCCUCCCCGGCCCUCCUGGUCCCCCGUCUGUCCGUCCAUCCGUCUGUCUGUCCACCUGCCGCGCCCCCCGGGCUGAGGUAGGAGGUUGUAUAGUUGAGGAGGACACCCACGGAGAUCACUAUACGGCCUCCUAGCUUUCCCCAGGCUGCGCCCUGCACGGGACGGCCCGGCGGGGACCCCUGGGGCCCUGACUGCUGCCCCAUCCCGCCGGGCUCAGGGGGCUGCUGCAGGGACCCUGGGAGGAGGAGCUGGGCUGUCUCUCCUGUCCCUGCAUUCCCUCCUCUCCCUUCCCACAGAGAGUUUCUCUCCCAUCAAGAAGCCUCUGUUUUGCUUUCUCUGUGUGUCCAUCUCCGCGGUGUCUCUGGAGUCUUCUGUGUGCCCCUGCAUGGUGGCUUCUUGGACGCUCUCUCCAUCUCUCUUUGAUUGUGCUUUCUGGGUCUCUGACCCUCCUGAUAUCUCUCUGCAUCUCAGUCUCCGUCUCUCAGGCCCUCACGGUGUCUCUGUGCCAUCUCCACCGCUGACGCACCCCCUGCCCCACCCCACCACACACGACACUGCCGGUCUCUGGGUCCCUGAGACCCUUUAACCUGUGAGGACGUCCAGGGUCACAGGUGAGGUUCUUGGGAGCCUGGCGUCUGGCCCAACCACAAGCCUGGGGACUGCCAGUCUGACCCCUGACCCCUGACCCCUCACACCCUUCCUCCCUAAAAAUCCUGGAGCCUGACAUUUGACCAGCAACUGAAACCCGACCUCUGACCCCACACCAGGGCCCCUCCCCCACCCCAUGGUGACCUCACAAAGGUCAUCAGCUUCUCCCAGGGCCGGGACCUAGACACUCCGCCAUGGCCCUGCUGGCCCCAGCGAGUGCUGUCCCUUCCACUGUGGUGGCCCUUGCGUUCCUCAGGGCGCCUGCCUGGGCCUGUCUCCUCUGUUUCACAUCCUACAAUGAGCGGCUCCGCAUCUGCCAGAUCUUUGCAGGCGUGGAGAGCCCGGAGCUUGAGAAGUGCGAGGAGGCGUUCACGGCCGCCUUUAAGGGCCUCCUGGACACUGAAAUCAACUACGAUGAGAGAAACCACCUGCAUGACGCCUUCACCCAGAUGACCCACUCCCUCCAGGAGACGGCCACCGCGCAGGGGUCCUUUGAGGUUGCCUUCCCUGAUGCCGCGGAGAAAAUACAGAAGGUCAUUCUACAGCUUAAAGAAGUCCAGGCCUGCAUCCCUCCCUGCGGACUCCAGGAGGUCGCCCGGCGCUUCCGCUGCCGCGGGUGCUACUCCGCCGUCUGCGACCUCCCGCUGGACUGCCCAGUUCAGGACGUGACGGUGACCCGGGGUCAGCAGGCCAUGUUCUCUUGCACCGUGAACUUCCAGCUGCCGAAGGAGGAGAUCACCUAUUCCUGGAAGUUCGCAGGAGGAGGUGUCCGGACUCAGGACCUGACCUACUUCCGAGACAUACCGCGGGCCCGAGGAUACCUGGCGCGGAUCCGGCCGGUGCAGCCCACGCACCGCGGGACUUUCUCUUGCGUGAUCACGCACGACCAGCGCCUCCUGGCGCGGCUCUACUUCUUCCUCAAUGUGACGGGCCCGCCCCCGCGCCGGGAGACCGAGCUCCAGGUCAACUUUCGGGAGGUUCUACGCUGGGCUCCGCGGGAAGCAGAGAUGAUCGAACCCUGGACGCCGAGCCUGGGCGAGCUGCUGGCCAGGCCCGGGACUCUAACGCCGAGCAACCAGUGCCUGCUAGCGGCCGUCGCGGCCUUAGCAUCGGCGACUGUGACUGUGUUGGCGUGGAUGUUCUUUCGAUGGUACUUCAGUGGCAACUAACAAAGGUAUCUUUUUCUUUCUUGGCUUAUUUGCAUCCAUAAAAUAAAGAAUAUAUUUCAGCUCUA